AAUUCUACUCCAACUCUAUGUUUCCAGUCUGGCGAAGAUCGUAUCGCCAAACCAAAUUCGAUAUCAACCGAAGGACAGCACGAACAAAGCAGUGUCUGCAGUGAUGCUGAGAAAGAUCCUGGUGUGCCUGUCCUUGAGGGUUGGCCUCUUGGUUCUACUGUGUUUGCCCUCUGCCUAGCGCUUCUUCUGGCAACACUGGACACGACUAUCAUAUCUACCUCACUGAUCACGAUCGCUUCAGAUUUAGGUCACUUCGACCAAGCAAGCUGGAUUCUGGUGUCGUAUCUACUGACGUACUCUGGAUUUCUCCUGAUAUUCACCCGACUGAGUGAUGUUCUGGGUAGGAAGUCCAUGCUGCUGUUUUCCAUAGUAAUGUUUCUGGUUUGGUCUAUCGGUUGUGGCUUCUCUCAGACACUCAAACAGCUCAUCGUUUUUCGUGCUCUACAAGGUAUAGGUGGGGCUGGAAUCUAUGCCCUUGCGUAUGCAUCAGUCCUGGAUGUGGUACCGUUUAGGCUUGUCAGUGCAGCGUCGGGCGCCAUCUCUAUGAGCACCGCUUGUGCGAGUCUCUUAGGGCCUGUUCUCGGUGGUGUCAUCACAUCCAAUACUACUUGGAGGUGGGUCUUCUGGAUUAAUAUUCCAUGCGGAGUUCUGGUGACCGUCUGUGUGGCUUUUCUGUUUCCAAACAGAACUGGGACGAGGACUCUCAAGAAGGCGACAUUCCAGAAAAUCGACUGGCCUGGCAUCUUUCUCUCUUUGGCCGGAUCAUCUCUUUUGGUCAUAUCCCUUGAACAAGGCGGUGUUCAAUUCUCCUGGCGAAGCUUGUUUAUCGUUCUGAUGUUAGUCGGCUCAAGCCUAUGCUUCAUCAGCUUUGGUGCCUGGGAAUAUGUCUUGACUCCUAGAGAAGCAAGAAUGAAGAUGAUGCCCCUCUUUCCAACAAGGCUGGUCUCAAGCAGAGUUGUUGCAGCAACCCUCGGGACCGUUUUCUUCACUGGAUUUCCUUUCGUGGUUACAAUCAUGUCUCUGCCUCAACGCUUCCAGAUUGUUAACGGCGACACUCCAGAAAGUGCCGGCCUCCACAUGCUCCCGCUCAUUGGCGCCACCGCAUUAGGUGCAAUGCUGACAGGAACCAUCACUGGCAAAUUCAAUAUCGCUUGGCACCUGCUGGUGUUUUCGAACAUCCUCAUAACCAUUGGUUGUGGGCUUAUGUCGACUCUGCCUGUGGGACGAGGUAUUGCAAAAAUCUGUUACUUGUAUCAACUUGUUCUAGGCUUUGGGUUUGGCCUCACUAUGGCCAGUUCGAUGGUCGUCAUCCGCACCGAAGUUGCUCUGAAAGACAACACCGUUUCUCUAGGUGCGGUCACACAGAUGCGCCAACUUGGUGGUGUCAUUGGUCUUGCUGUGACUCAGGCCAUUUUGAACAGCGAUUUCAAAUCGCAAUUAGCCAAAUUUCUUUCGACUGAAGAGCUAAAAGCAGUACUACUGUCAACAGAGAACAUCAAGAGCCUCAGUAUUGCUCACAGAGAUAUGACAUGCCGCGCAUACGGAAGUUCUGCGAAUUCGCAAAUGCGCGUAGUCACGGCGUUUGCAGGUGCUGCCAUCUUGACGAGCAUCUUCGCGUGGCAAAAAGCUCCUCGGGAUCGUAAAGCUCUCGAGGCGGAGCGGGUCGCACUCCAGAAGGGCCAAUCCACAUCAGAAGAGGUUUACACUAGCUCUGUGGUCUUGCUAGACUCCCUGCACCUGGGUAUCGCCAGUGAUGCGAUGAGCAACACAAGGCCUUCUCUGAUCCAACGUCGAAGCUCGGCUGAGAUACCAGAAAGUUCUACAAAGUCUAGUCAGUUGCUGCCGAGUGACACGAUUGAGGCU
This is a messenger RNA of Aureobasidium musti, 1863 nucleotides long. The record is from the annotation of a GenBank genome assembly. Lineage: Eukaryota; Fungi; Ascomycota; Dothideomycetes; Dothideales; Saccotheciaceae.